Messenger RNA from Phytophthora infestans T30-4, 597 nucleotides. RefSeq lists its product as uncharacterized. Bases 1 to 597 code for a protein of 198 amino acids. The record is from RefSeq and is a predicted model, not a curated record. NCBI's taxonomy places the organism in Eukaryota, Oomycota, Peronosporomycetes, Peronosporales, Peronosporaceae. The transcript is spliced from 9 exons.
AUGCCGCCCAAGAAACGAGACAAAGAAAUUUAUCUACCAGAAAAGAAUAAUCUACCAGAAGGCAUCACAAUGCCAGCGGUCGCCGCUACGCCGACAACCCCGGAAAGGCUGAUAAAAGUCUCUCGACAGCAAACGUUCGAUGUCAGCCCAGAGCCCAAAGAUACGAUCGUCGGCUCGCAUCAGAGCGCGUCUGCUGUGGACAACCGCGGAGACAGAGCUGCUGCCAAGUCGACACCAAGCUCCAGAACAUCACUGUCAUUCAUUGAUACCAACUUCGAGCUGCGAAUCCCGGACGGAACGGCCGCAUUCGGACGAGAUGGCUUCGCGAAGAAAAGCAAAGCAAAUAGAUUCGCUGAGUUGAUUGAGACAUUUUUCUUCAUCAAGGCGAGAAGUAGUCUCUGGUGGGAAUUGAAUGUACUCAAGCGAUCCGAGGGUACCAUUGACGACGCCCUUGGCCGUCCCUACAUUUUGGGUGAUCUGGAUUGGCAUUACGUCAAUGACAUCGAGGAACGGCGCCAUGCGGCCGAACCGACUGUCCGGUUGUCCAACUUCGAGCUGCGAACCCCGGACGAAACGGCCGGUACGCCAAUUAUGUAA